Penicillium soppii is the source of this 2013-nucleotide messenger RNA. RefSeq names its product putative serine palmitoyltransferase 2 (gene lcb2). The record is from RefSeq and is a predicted model, not a curated record. Gene Ontology annotation, cellular component: serine palmitoyltransferase complex. Gene Ontology annotation, biological process: ceramide biosynthetic process; sphingosine biosynthetic process. The transcript has a single exon. Gene Ontology annotation, molecular function: pyridoxal phosphate binding; serine C-palmitoyltransferase activity. Bases 1 to 2013 code for a protein of 670 amino acids. Lineage: Eukaryota; Fungi; Ascomycota; Eurotiomycetes; Eurotiales; Aspergillaceae.
AUGCCUCGUCGAUUUAGCAGUAACUCUUCCAACGACACCUCCUCCAACCCGCCGUCCUUUUCACCUUCCCCGGGAAAGGGCGGUAUCUCCAUCAAGGCGCCAACAGUCAAGUCCAAUCGUCUGUCUCAGCUAUUUUCCGGCUCGCCUAAAUCAAAAGUCGAAACUGUACAGCCUGGGAAUUCCCAACCUAACACUUCUCCGCCGAUAAGUUCGGCAUCACUGUCCUUACCGACGAUAUCUUUAUCAACGGCCACUGCAGAUAAUACCAAUAUGGACGAGCUGCCUACAACUCUCUUCCAGCCUCCGACCCCGGAGGAGGCCCGUCGGCAGGCCAAGCAAAAUGCUCAAUUUGGUCAGAUUGGUCAUCCUAGCCAUCGGUAUUCCAGUCGACACCCUGGUGGUGUCUUCCCGGAACCGGUAAUGGACGAGCCACCGUAUUAUUACCUGCUCACCACUUACAUCAGUUACCUAAUCCUAAUUGCUUUCGGGCAUGUUCGUGAUUUCUUUGGCAAGCGCUUCCGCGAAUCAAACUACCGCCAUCUCAAGCCCCGCCACGGCUACGGUGCUCUCAACAGCGAUUUCGACAACUUCUACGUCCGUCGUCUGAAGCUCCGUAUCAACGACUGCUUCGAGCGCCCCGUGACCGGUGUUCCUGGUCGAACCAUUACCUUGAUCGAUCGUGCCACCGAUGACCACAACCAGCACUUCUAUCUGACCGGUACCACCACCGACACUCUGAAUCUGAGCUCUUACAACUAUCUCGGUUUCGCCCAGUCCGAUGGCCCAUGUGCGGACCAGGCGGAGGAGUCCAUCAAGAAAUACGGAAUCACAGCACCCAGUACACGAGCUGAGUCUGGUACCCAGGAUCUGCACAUUGAAGUCGAGGAACUGGUUGCCAGAUUUGUGGGCAAGGAAGCGUCCAUGGUGUUCUCCAUGGGCUUCGGUACCAACGCAACUAUUUUCCCCGCCCUCGUCUCGAAGGGAUGCCUCCUGAUCUCCGAUGAGCUGAACCACGCCUCGAUCCGUUUCGGUGCUCGUCUUUCCGGUGCCUCCAUCGCCAUGUUCAAGCACAAUGACAUGAAGGACUUGGAAUUGAGACUCCGUGAGGCCAUUUCCCAAGGCCAACCUCGCACUCACCGCCCGUGGAAGAAGAUCCUGGUCGUGGUGGAGGGUCUGUACUCUAUGGAAGGUUCCAUGUGCAACCUCCCUGGUCUGGUACAAUUGAAGCGUCGAUACAAGUUCAACCUGUUUGUCGAUGAGGCCCACUCCAUCGGAGCAAUCGGCCCCAAGGGCCGCGGUGUGUGCGAUUACUUCAGCAUCGAUACCUCCGAGGUGGAUAUUCUGAUGGGUACUCUUACAAAGUCGUUCGGUGCCAAUGGUGGCUAUAUUGCAGCAGAUAAGGUGAUGAUCGAUCAGCUCCGCGCCACCAACCCCGGUGUCUUUUACGGAGAGUCUCCCGCACCCGCUAUCCUUACUCAGAUCUCUGCUGCUCUGCGCAUCAUCAAUGGUGAGCUUGUUCCCGGCCAGGGUGAGGAGCGUCUGCAGCGAUUGGCUUUCAACUCGCGAUACCUUCGCCUCGGCUUGAAGCGUCUGGGCUUUAUCGUGUAUGGCCACGACGAUUCACCAAUCGUUCCUGUUCUGCUUUUCAACCCCGCCAAGAUGCCUGCCUUUUCCCACGAGAUGCUGCGUCGCAAGAUCUCUGUUGUUGUCGUCGGUUACCCAGCUACUCCGCUGGUUUCGUCUCGCGCCCGUUUCUGUGUCUCUGCUGCCCACACCAAGGAGGAUCUUGACCGCGUCUUGACCGCCUGUGACGAGAUUGGCAACGUGCUGCAGUUGAAGUUCUCUACUGGUAUCGCAGGCGGUGCGCUGCCUCUUUCCGAACAGCAGACUCCUUCCCCGGAGCUAGAGAAGGAGUGGCAACAAAAGCGCUCGGAGAAAAUCACCCCUCCUCGUUGGCGCAUCGAAGAUGUCAUUCGCCGCGGAGUUCAGGAUGUCAAGUCUCCCCUGUUUUAA